GUUUCCGGCCCAAACCGGAAGUGGGCUGGAGGGGCUCUGGGGCUAGCGGUUUUGGUGCGUUCCGGCUCCGGGUCUGAGAAGGAGGGAGACCUUACCGUCGCCGUGCCGCCACUUGCCGCGUCUAUUUCGUCUGUCAACGGAGCCUUCCGCUCGGCGUAUCCUUGUCGCCGACCCCCCGCUCUCCGCCUUGCUUUCGCUCUCUAGGCUCAGGAGCAGUUCCCUCCUCCGCCUCUUCGUCGGACGCCAGAGGAUAUUUAACAUGACACUGAUAUACUGGACAGUUUAUCUUAGGAGCUUCUGGGAAGUUAUUUUUUUGAAGUAAUGCCCACAGAAAGUGGAAGUUGUGCCACUGCACGCCAAGCAAAGCAAAAGCGCAAAUCUCACAGCCUUUCUAUACGAAGAACCAACAGUUCUGAGCAAGAGCGGACGGGAUUGCAGAGAGAGAUGCUGGAAGGCCAGGAUUCCAAACUUCCAUCAUCUGUUAGAAAUACACUUCUGGAUCUUUUUGGUCAAAUAGAAAGAGAAUUUGAGAACCUCUACAUUGAAAAUCUUGAAUUACGUAGGGAGAUUGAUACACUUAAUGAGCGCUUAGCAGCUGAAGGCCAAACCAUUGACGGAGCUGAGCUGAGCAAGGGACAGCUGAAAACGAAAGCCAGCCAUAGUACCAGUCAGCUCUCUCAGAAAUUAAAGACGACUUACAAGGCAUCUACUAGCAAGAUUGUAUCCAGUUUCAAAACUACAACAUCCAGAGCAAUCUGCCAGCUGGUGAAAGAGUAUAUUGGUCAUCGGGAUGGGAUUUGGGAUGUUAGUGUCACAAAAUCUCAGCCAGUGGUGCUGGGGACUGCAUCUGCUGAUCACACUGCUUUGCUGUGGAGCAUAGAAACAGGGAAGUGCCUUGUCAAAUAUGUUGGACAUGCUGGAUCAGUAAAUUCCAUAAAGUUUCAUCCGACGGAACAAGUGGGUCUUACAGCAUCAGGAGACCAGACAGCUCAUAUCUGGAGGUAUAUGGUACAGUUGCCCACACCUCAGCCUACCACAGACAGCAAUCAAAUGUCUGGAGAAGAUGAAGUUGAGUUCUCGGAUAAAGAUGAAGCUGAUGGAGAUGGAGAUGUUUCCAGUGAUUGUCCCACCAUCCGGGCUCCCUUAACCUCCCUAAAAAGCCACCAAGGUGUUGUCAUAGCAGCUGACUGGCUCGUUGGAGGGAAGCAAGCUGUGACGGCGUCAUGGGAUAGGACUGCAAACCUGUAUGAUGUGGAGACAUCUGAGCUUGUGCACUCACUGACAGGACAUGACCAAGAACUUACACAUUGUUGCACACAUCCCACCCAGCGUCUUGUGGUGACUGCAUCACGCGACACAACCUUCCGUCUUUGGGAUUUCAGAGACCCUUCUAUCCAUUCUGUGAAUGUCUUUCAGGGCCAUACAGACACUGUGACUUCAGCUGUCUUCACUGUAGGGGACAACGUUGUUUCGGGUAGCGAUGACCGUACUGUGAAAGUUUGGGACUUGAAAAAUAUGAGAUCGCCUAUUGCAACUAUCCGUACAGAUUCUGCAGUAAACAGGAUUAAUGUUUGUGUCGGCCAAAGAAUCAUUGCCCUUCCCCAUGACAACCGACAGGUCAGAUUAUUUGACAUGUCUGGGGUGCGAUUAGCACGGCUCCCUCGCAGCAACAGACAGGGCCAUAGAAGAAUGGUCUGCUGUUCAGCGUGGAGUGAAGACCACCCAAUAUGUAACCUGUUCACUUGUGGAUUUGAUCGCCAAGCAAUUGGGUGGAACAUCAACAUCCCUGCCUUGCUACAGGAAAAAUGAGAUGCUGGAAGAAUUCAGUCUCCCUCUCUUUAUCUCUCUCUCCCCACCCCCCUUCACUUUGGUUGCCAUAGACUUCCACCUUUUUUGCAGACUUGCCCGUAGGCUAGUUUGCUAUCAUUGUAAAAGGUGCGCCUUGAAAGGGUGCGUGUUGCAAAUGUUGUUACCACAUUGUGCACAGUUUGCAUGAAAUGUACAGGGGGAAAAUGUGACCUUUUUUGGAAAAAAAAAAUUAGGUUCUUGUGUAUGAAUUUUUAUAUCUUGACAUCCACUGGUGUGUAGAAGGAUGUUUGGCUUUCCUAAGGAGCAUAUAUAAGUGUCCAUAAGUUAUUCAGCCUAGAUGAACAGUAGGGCAUUAUGUUUGACUUAAAUGUGAAUUCUGUGUACUUGUUGUGAAAAAUAUAUAGUCUGCCUUCCCCUCUCCCGCCACCAUUUUACAUAUCUGCCUUGUGAUUGAAUAUAGUUCAGGGCUAAACUUUUAAGAUGAAGAGUGAGUUUCACUUGAUGGAGGGAUGUGGUCCCCCCCACCGCCCCCCCAUCUAUAUGAAGUCUGACUUGAGUGUUCCAAUGUAGUGUUAAUUCCAGUUCUUGUUUAGUCUAGUUUCUGGAAUAAAACUGAGGGUGAGGGAAGGAGACAGAAAUUAAUGCUUAAACAUUUGCGUGCAGAAUGUUUGGGUCGCCACAUCGGGAACGUUCCUAUACAUUUCAAGAACGAACCUGUUCAUUCUUACCUUGUUGGCUUGAGCACACUCUGCUUUGCAAUGUCUCUUGCAUGGCAAACUACAAAAUGUUACAAUCACAGCAAUCUGAACAUGGUUUUAAGCACUUUAGUUUAUAGCAGUUGUUAUAAACCAUUUCUGCAAGCGUCAGAUGAUUAUCCUAGAGAAUGUGAGACCUGUAUUGAAGAAAGAUUUACAUAGCUACCCUUUUGUAAAUUUUUUUAAAGCCAGAAAAUAGAUCUUGUUUGUUUGGUGGUUUUUUUUUUUUUUUUUAAGAUACACCUGUGUUUUUUUAAAUGGGAGCUCUCCUGUUGUAGUUCUGUUUGAGCCAACAGCACCAAGGCUGAGACCCAAGCCGCCACAGGAGUUCUGCAUACCCAAGGAGACCUCAGGCUUCUGUAUUCUCUCCCACUCCCAGCAAGCCACUUUUGAAACAGAGGAGUCUUUCAAAAGCAGUUUGUUAUGGCAUUAGGGAGUAGAGUUUGCGGCUCAAAGAAGUAAAAAAUUUGCAUCUUGGCUGUUGUAACUGUGUGCUACCUCAAAAAUGAAUGUGGGCCUACUUUGAAUCUUGCUGUUUAACCUUGAUGAAGCACUUUGGAUCUUGUUCCAGUGUGCUCUCUUUAAGAAUGGAAGACAAUCAUACCAAAUUUCAAGCUCUAGCUUUAUGAAGGUUAAUAGAACAUUAUCACAGUGAGGCAAACCUGUCCAUUUUGAACAUAGGCAAAGGUUCCUGUGUGGUUCUGUACAUAAUUCUGUCGUUCUUUUAUUCAGUUAUUCUAGAUGGGUUUUACUCCUCCUGUGUUCUGUCCUGUGUUAUCAGCUUAUUGUGCUUGAUGCAUAUUUCCAAUUGCCUUUGGUAGUUGACAGAUUUGAAGAAAGAUAUGGAGGCAAUAUUUAAGGCUUCCUCUCAAUGGUGCAUUUUCACCUGAAGACAGGAACUGGUUCUCUUAACUGUCCAUCUGUUCUUCAAAAGAAUCAGAGCAGUAGUGUGGUAACCUACAUUACAAUUCCUUGAUCACUCCUUUAAACAUUUAUGUUUGAAGCUGGCAUCUGCCAUAGCAUUGCUUAAGAUAAAUUGGAGAGACUGACUCUUGUUUCUUUAGAGGAGAGGGUGAAUUGGGAGUAGAGGCACAAUUUGUGGGAGAGUGGCAAACCUAGUGUAAAAUUGCAGGAGGACCAAUAGGACAGAACUUGUGCAAGAAGCAUGUAGUAUUAUAAUAGCUUGAUCUAUUCAGGGCAAAGAUUGCGUGAUACCAGAGAUUUAGAUACCAGUCCUUUAAGGGAGAGAGUAAAUGGUUGAGUCACACAAUGAUGAUUUUGUGUGCUGAUACCAGAAUAAGCAAAUGAUUAGUCGAUUUUAAACUCAUCAUAUAGGUCUCCCCCUUCUGUUCUGGAAAAAUCCUUGCUGGUUUCUCAAAGUCUCUUACAAUCUGAGUCUUCUCCUCCUGUCAUCCCAUACUCCAUGAUAAUUUUGGAAUAUGUAUGACUUGCUUGCAUUUUUCAUAUCCUUUUAUGGCACCACCUUCUCUAUGGGCCUUCCCACACAGUGACUGAACAGGGGAAACCAUUGUGGUUUGAGAGAAGCAGCCAUGCCAGUUGACCCCCUUGGCCAUUUUGUUGGCCGUCAAGACAAACUAGAAUAAAGCUGAACACAGUAGCACAUGUCACUAUGAAAGAUCUUGUUUUCACCUAGGUGCUCCUUGGCUAAAGGAGUUAAAGGCACUUCAGCUGAAUUAACGUACAGGUUGAGAGCUAUAAACUAUUUCCCUACAUUAUUGAAGGUAAGCCUAGACUGGGGAAAAGCUUAGGUGCCCUUGGGCUGACUGGGGCUUUUCCAUGGAUCAGUGUGGACUUGUGACUCCUUACCUUCAGUGAGAGGACGUGGACUCCAACUGCAUGGGUAAUGUAGACUCUUUUUGGAUAUGUAUACCAUAACACAGGCACGUGGGAGAUGCUGUUGAGCUUGAUGUCGCCAAAGAACCAGCCUCUUAUUGCAGAGAUGUCUACAAGCCCAUGUUUUGUGGCUUCCUUGUAAGGAGUAAGCUACACAACUACUAAAUAUUUUAAAUACUGUGUUGGGUGUUGAGGUGAUAAUUCCCAUCCCAACAAUAGAUGUGAAAACAGUUACACUGGUUAUACAUUUCACAUUAUCUGGUCUUCACAUCAGAAUGGACUGGUGUUCUAGCAACUGCUGUGAAUAUUUAUCUAAUUAUGUCCUGCAUUUCACAUAGAAAAAAGGAAAGUGACUGUUACAUAUUUUCAGUAUUGAGACUUAGUUUUGCAAAAGAUGGCCGUAUCACUGGGCAAAUCACAAAGACCUGUGUCUGUCUGUCUCUGUAUAUGUGUUCCUCAAACAAUGCACAUCAUUUUUUGCAGCUGAAAAAACUGUAACCAUUUCAGAAUCUUAACAAUCUUUCUUUGAUGCCUAUCUUUGAAAAUCAGCUUCCUUAGAGGAAGAAAAUCCUGUAUUUGUAUGUCAUUAUAGAACCACUUUUUAAAAAUUUACUGAGAUUCUGGUGAUUUUUGUGUUUCUUUAGAUGUUCAGUGUUUGUCUUUGUUGCAAUUUGAAAAUGCCAUUAAAUCAUUCAGCAUAGUU
This is a messenger RNA of Hemicordylus capensis (graceful crag lizard), 5121 nucleotides long. RefSeq names its product WD repeat domain 37 (gene WDR37). The coding region runs from base 322 to 1809 and encodes 495 amino acids. Gene Ontology annotation, molecular function: protein binding. Gene Ontology annotation, cellular component: preribosome, large subunit precursor. Lineage: Eukaryota; Metazoa; Chordata; Lepidosauria; Squamata; Cordylidae. The transcript is spliced from 15 exons. The record is from RefSeq and is a predicted model, not a curated record.